AAUAAGAAACAGCACCUAUAAAUAUACAACAGUGCUCACAUUUUUUCCAGUUUCUUAAUUUUCACUUUUUGAAAAUACAUCAAUGUACCAGGGGCGGCAUCAGAAGAUUUUGAAUGGAGGUGCUGAGGGGGUGCUAGAUCACUGAUGGGGAGCUGGGCAAUUCAGAGCUUCAGACUCAUUCUUCCCACUGACUGAAGUUUCUGAGUUGGUAGAAAGAGCAUUUUUUUUUUUUUUGCUACAACAUGCUAUUAAUCAAUGCAUGCUGAAUUGCUGAUGAACUUUUACCACAGUUAAUAGGUAUAGAAACGAAAGUGGUUAACCCUUUCUUUUUAAUCAGUAGUAUUAUUUGUGAUUUGAAUUUUGUGAAUGGAGUCCCUCUUUUGCAAUAAGCCCGGCUUUGAAUGCUUUCACUUUCGACAUCGCAAUCUUGUCAGGUUUUACAAUAAAAGAUAAUUGUCUGUUUUGCUGACAUCUAUAGGCUUCAUACACCUUUCACCUUUUAAGACUAAAGAAUACAGAUGAGUCAUUGCUAUUUUUUAUUAAAAUGCACAACAACAAUAAAACAGUAAGAUUAACUGACAAACGAGUUUACAACAUGUUUAUUAACAAAAACGAAUAAGAUGAGGCAUGGCAUAGGCCUACACUACAUGCUGUAUUAGGAUAUAUAAUAAUAAUUUACAGAACAUUAAGUAAACACAGAGGAAUAAUAUACAAUCAAAAAAUAAAAGAGAGCCUCCAUAGCAUAACAUGAGGUAAACAGCAAAGAUAUAAGCUUUUCAAAAUGAAAACAAAAUAAAAAGAAAAGUAAAACUAAACUUGCUGCCGGUCAGUGUUUGCAAGGUUCCCUUCAGAUGUUACAAUGUACUCCACCUACGGGGCAUGUUGACACAUUUCACUUCCAUUUUUUGAGGGUAAAUAAAGAAGCACUCCAUUUUUUAAAUAAAAUGCUGUAAUGUAAUUACGAAAAGUGCUGCAAAUCACGUCGAGUUGCACUGUUCGAGUUAUGGAUAUAAGAAGUCAAAUGUAUUUUUUGUUUUGUUUAUCACACUAAUUCGAUCAUGAAUAAUGCUUUGUUGAUCUUGUUUUCCCUUUAAUACAUGCCUUCCGCAAGAUUUUUUAAAUUAUUUUCAAAUCACAACACACAUCUUGUGCUCCAGAACCCAUCUGCAUUGCACUGUGAUGAUCAAGACUACAACAGCACGUGUGCCAAACUGAAGUUGACAGAGCACACUGGAUAUUCAAAGUGUUUGGAGCACAUGUCAGUUGCGUUGUUUAAAGUGCACUUCAACUAUGUUCUGAGGGAACGGAACCGAGAUGGAAAACCUGCAUUUGAUUAUCAGUUCUUUUCCAAAAUGUCACCCCACCCAUCUCACUUCGGCUUCUUAACAUACCAGGGAAAAAGCCACAGAGAAGAACCAUAGCCUUCAUUGCAAAACAAAAAAAACCCUUUUUGCUUCAGUGGAGCAACACUCACUCAGCUGUGUCAAAUUACACAUAGCCAGUAAAACUAUGCUUAACAAUUAGUUUCAGCCUGAGUUUGGUUGUUUUCUUUGCAUCAUUACUGCAUUUUGCAGUAUUUUAGCUUAAAAGUACAUAGACUACAUCUUCCAUCCCCUUAUGUUAGCUACUUUAUUUUGUAAAAAUCAGCUGAGUCAAAUGUGUGACUGUGCCUGCGGGUUUAAGUGACUGAGUUCUGAAAUUUGAGCGUGAGCUUGCUUUCAUUCCCAUCUGUACCAGAUCAAAGAAAGAACUUGAAGAGCAAUUCCAAAACCUGAAAACUUCCUGCUGGAUCUAGGAUCAGAUCUCCAGCCAUGAAACGCCCAAAACAGUGAUCACAUCCUUGAUUAAGAUCAAAGUCCCGGGGCUACAGAUUUAGAGCAACAUAAAAGAGGAAAACAAUGAGGAAUGAUGCUGAAUCUCAGCAGAGAGAAGAGCGAUUGAGCGCGCUUUCUUUCCAUUACCCAAGACCAAGUCCCCGUCCAUCUGUAGCUCCAGAGAACCAUCCCACAACCAAGAAACCUCCCAUAAAACCCCGGCGGAGCAUCAAGUGUCGUCCCACAGCACAACAGGACCAGCAGAAGGAAAAUGAGACGACAGUGAAGCGGAUGGAUCCUGCUCUGGUUUUGGGUCCCGUGAGGCCCCUGGAGGCUCUGACUCCAUCUCUGCGCGCUCACACUCUGCUGUGGUUUGAAAGAAUGCAGCUGCCACGACUGCACAGGCCCGGACAGCCUCUUCCCCGCUGGCUCCAUGGUUUCGCUACACGCAGGGAAGCGGAACAGCUGUUGCAGGAUAAGCCACAAGGCUGUUUCCUGUUGAGGCUGAGCGAGUCAAAGAUUGGCUUUGUGCUGUCUUACAGAGGAGAAGACCGGUGUCGUCAUUUCAUAAUUGAAGAGGAGGAGUAUGGAUCAUCUGGUAGUGUAUAUCUAAUUGCUGGAGAACACAGCCGGCAUAGAAGCUUGGACGACCUAAUCAGCUACUACACCCAUAAUCCUGUGGGGCCUUUUAAUGAGAUGUUGACCAUACCUUGUAUUCAGCCAGAUGGGGUUUUUGCGGAAAUUAAUGGGUGGCGGGUGAAGGAUGAGGAAGAAGAGAGAAAUGGAAAAGCAAUAGAUCGAGAGGAAAAGACAAAACUGCCCAUGGCCAUCGGUCCAGCUGUUGUGGAUUCAUUACCCACAAACCCAUCCAAACAGGCCGCUUCUGCUACAGAAGAGCCUGUGCAGUAUGCAGCCGUGAGAAAGCCACUAAAAAAGACCCACUCACUGCCAGAAUGCAAGUGUGGAAGUGAAACAGCGCCUCCUGGGAUAGAAAAUGGAAGUUCUGAGGUUGCUGAAAACCCCUCAAAUCUUAAUCUAACAGGGGAUCAACUUUCUCCUGUGGAUGUCCAGUAUGCUCGAGUUAUUAAACCGCCAAGAGCAUUAUCAGAAAAUACCCCUAACUUCAGUGCCCAACCUGACCUCCAGGGAGCAACAGCAGCCUUUACCCCUCCAUCCAUCCCAAACUUUGACACAACAGCAGCAGACCCGAAAUACUGGAAACUGGAGCCCAUGCACACUUACGAAGAACCCCCCCACACACGCAGUCGUCCAGAAGAGAUUGACUGCUAUGCCGUGGGGUGGAGGAGGCAGGCGGCAGGGGAUGAAGUGAACCUUCCAAGGAAUCAUCUAUAUUCAGAGGUGAACAUCAGGGGUGCCCAAGAUGGCUUUGCUGUACCAAGACCCGAGCCUAGUCUUCCUCUAAGACCACCCCCAAGAUCUGCUUAUGGUCCUAUGCAACCAGAGCUCAGAGGGCAGAGUUUUGGCGUGUCCCCACUGAUGACUCCACCUCAACACUUCGGUUUUCAUCAUUCAGAGCAGCUAAAUCUGAAUGCUUCCUCCAGCUCCAUUUAUGAGCAGAUUCCAGAAAGACCGACCAGCUCUAGAGCUUGUCUGCCCCCACCAAUUCACAAACGCUGACCUCAGGAUUAUAUAGACCCUGACUUCACCAAAAGAUUGUUUCAUUUGUAAAUACUCUUAAUAACGAGAUAAAAAAACAGCAUUGUGAUAUUAGGAUGACAUAUAUGUGAAUCAAAACAUUACACUGCUUAAAAGCUGUAUAUACAUUUAUAAGGCUUGUUAGUAGUGAUCUCCCCAUGACUACUGUAUGCAUGUAUAUCAUGUUUAUAUAUUUUUCAUUUAUUUAAAUUGUAUG
This is a messenger RNA of Carassius auratus (goldfish), 3687 nucleotides long. Its product is annotated as hematopoietic SH2 domain-containing protein homolog. The record is from RefSeq and is a predicted model, not a curated record. The transcript is spliced from 9 exons. The coding region runs from base 1899 to 3452 and encodes 517 amino acids. Gene Ontology annotation, cellular component: cytoplasm. Lineage: Eukaryota; Metazoa; Chordata; Actinopteri; Cypriniformes; Cyprinidae.